AUGUCUGAAUCUAACAAUAUGCAUGUUUCUGGGGAUGGUGCCAAACAGUCGGUAUACACUGAGAAGAAACGCGUGAAAGUCUAUGUGUUGGAAAAUAACGAGUGGAAGGAUACUGGGACAGGGUUUUGUCAGGGGACAGUGGAAGAGCGUACUAUAGAUGACACUCAGACUGCAGAGAAAAUGGCGUAUCUUUUGGUGGUCGAUGAAGACUCCGAUGACCAGGUCUUACUUAAGUCCAGGCUCGAACAAAACAUCGAAUACCAGCGUCAAGAGGAAACUCUUAUUGUCUGGAAGGAUCUGAAUGGUCAGGAUAUAGCUUUAUCCUUUGAAGAAAGCAUUGGAUGCGAUUCUUUAUGUGAAUAUAUUUGCUUUGUACAGAAAAACAUUGAAAGCCGCAUCUCUUUGGUAGCUGUAAGAUCGACAGAUGAUGGAAUCGGGUCUGUUCAUGAGAUAAUAACAGGACCGGUCAAUCUUCCCUCAAAUGUACCAAACCAGACAGAAGAAUCCCUUUUAGAAGCAUUGAAAAUUCUAAACGAAAACACGUCAUUUGAUUAUCUGCGAAAUGAGACAAUUCAAUUUGUUAUCAACGAUCACUAUUUAGCAACACUAAUCAGAUCAUUCUAUCAGUCAGAAGAAUCUAAACUAUAUCGAAAUUUAUUAUUAUUGAGCAACAUUGUGAAAACUCUAAUAUUGUUCAACAGCAAGGAGAUUUUGGAAGAGAUGAUCAAUGAUGAAAACUUUUUAUGCGUUUGCGGUAUAUUGGAAUAUGAUACUGAAUUUCCAAACUCAAAACUUAACCAUAGACAAUAUUUGAAAGAUAAGGAGCCAAAUUUCAAGGAAAUGAUUCCCAUCUCAGAUCCAACGAUCAAAUUAAUGAUUACGCAAAAUUUUAGGCUUCAAUUUUUGAAAGAUGUGGUUCUAGUUAGAUUUUUGGAUGAUCAAUCUUUCACCUUCAUAUCUGACCUAAUGUUGUCAUACCAGAAUUCCAUAAUAGAUUUCCUACAGGAGGAUAGCAACAAUUUUAUUAAUCAAGUCAUCUCGAUGUAUAAAGUUGAGGAGGAUUCAACCGUCACCCCAGAUAAAAGAAGGGACGGUAUAAAACUAUUACAUGAAUGCAUCCAACUUUCCCAAAACCUAAAUUCAAUAGAAAAAACCCUUUUCUACAAAUUUUUAAUCAAGAAAGGGUUGUUCCAAGUCAUCCAAUUUGCAUUCAACAUGGAAACUAAUAACGAUAUUCGAAUCCUUGCAACGGAUAUAGUUGUGGGGCUCAUUGAACACGAUAUCCAACUAAUCCAAAGUGUGCAAAGUGACGAAGUCACCUUAUUGAAUGACGAGAAUUCAGAUAUUGAUUCUACAGAUAUGUCUCUUUUACUUAUAUUGACCAAGAUCCUGCUCACUGAUAAGAGUCCGGGAUUGAAGGAACAGUCCUUCCAAGCACUUGUAAGUUUAUUAGAUCCUGAAGACUAUAUUGUAGAUGACUAUCAAAACCAUGAUGACAAUAUCGACACACGAAUUGAUAACAUGCUUCAAAUUCAGAAUGGCAAAAAUCAUGAUGGAUUAGACGGUGAACGAAAUCACGAGAAAUUUCAGCUAGCUGAGUACUUGCAAUGUUUCUAUAGACAAGUUGCGCCCUCCCUUUUCCAUUGCUUCAUCGAUGGAUCUGUUAAUCUCUAUGAAUGUGAUCAACAGUUACUCAUAAAACUUGUGAAACUUCUCAAUCUCAUGAUUCAAGGUCAUGAGGCAUCAAUAUCUAGACGAUUUAUUCUCGAGAAUGGAAUUUUGAUCAGGCUUAUAUCACUUGCUUCAAGCGAUUAUAUCCUUCAAUUAAGGCUUGCUGCAGUGCGUUGUUUCAAAAACAUCGUAUUUUUAAAUGACGACUUCUAUCUUCGAUAUCUUAUUGGUAAGAAUCUCUUCGAUCCAAUAUUUGAAGUUUUUAAGGAAAAUUUGAACGAAGAUAAUAUGGCUAAUUCUACAAUUUUAGAUUUCUUAAAGUCGUUAAACACUCAAUUAAAAGUGGUUGAGCAGGAAGAUAUUCCGCUUUCCGGUAGUAAAAGUUCAAGGAAUUUCAUGCUGUUGAAUAAGUACAUCUGCGGUAGAUAUGGUGAUAUAUUACUGAAGGCAGAUUACGUUUCUUUCACAAGAGAAAUGAUGGCUAUUUAUCAUGAGGAAACCCAAAAGCUUGCUAGUUUAUCAACAACGGAAACUAGCUUUGAUGAAAAUGAUAAUACUACACUGGAAGUUGAAGUAUGA
Molecule: messenger RNA, 2250 nt
Organism: Kluyveromyces lactis
Lineage: Eukaryota; Fungi; Ascomycota; Saccharomycetes; Saccharomycetales; Saccharomycetaceae
Gene: PSY2
Product: Psy2p
Exons: 1
Coding region: 1-2250 (749 amino acids)
Biological process (GO): protein dephosphorylation; DNA damage response
Cellular component (GO): protein phosphatase 4 complex; nucleoplasm
Molecular function (GO): protein phosphatase activator activity
Source: RefSeq, a predicted model, not a curated record